AUGGGAAAGAAAGCGGCCGCGAAGAAAGGGGGCAAGGCCUCGCAGGGAUGUUGCAGAGCCGAAGCGAAAAACCAUGAAAAACCCGACCCCCCAGGUGGAAAGGAAGAAAUUGUUUUCUGCACCACCAGUGUCAAGGGCAAGAAGGACACAGAGCGUGAAGCCGAAGAGCAAAAGGCUGCUGCAGAAGCAGCUAAACAGGCCGAGGAAGAAGCGGCUGCAGCUGCAGCUGCAGCUGCUGCCGCGGCAGAGACACCCAGCCAGCAGCCGGACGGGGAGGAGCUGGAGGAAUGGGAACGCCUUGACCUUUCAGACACAGCAGACACGACCUCUCCUGCCUCGCCGGAGCGUACAGAAGUGCCAGACGAGGAGGAGGAAGAGCAGGAUUGGGAUCAGCUGGUAGACUCUCGGCUGAAGGAUGAAUUGCAAAAGCUUGACAGGAGGGUGAAUCCCGCCGACGUCGUUGUGCAACUCGAGAGAAAAGGCGGAUAUUCCCCUGCGGGAGUUGUAGUGCUGAACAAGGCGGCUGAGCAAAAAGUGGAGGCCGCUUUGGCGCCACUCAGAGAUGAGGAAGGCUAUUUGAAGCCUAUCUUUCCCAAGCAGUGGCGUUUUAAGGGCAAACUCACCUGGGAGAGAGUGAACUCCAUCUACGCCAUCCUGGAGGCCUUGAACUUCAAAGGUGAUCAAAUCCGCUUGGCGAUGGGUAAGACCGGCGGCUAUGAUGCUCGGGCUCCUUUAGAAUGGUUGUUGGUGAAUCUGCCAAAGAAGGAGCUUCCAACAUAUUUUGGAGGUGAGUCCGUGGGUGAUCUUCCAAAGGAAGAAGGAGGUGUCAUCCAAGCUGAUGUGGUGGAAGGUCCUUUUGGCCCUGCACAGGUGGAUGGUGUGGAGGAGCUAGACGACCCAAAGGGCGGUGGUGAGGUUUUUGAGACACCCAAAGAGGUUGAAACUAAGGAGGUGGCACCCAAAGAGGUGGCACGGCCAGGAUGCGAUAAGGAAGCUGGCAAGGAGUUUGCUCGCAGAUACAUGGAGCAGUACGAGGAUGAUGAUGACGCUCUGCUGAGCCCUGAAGAAAUCCUGGAGGGAGAAAGAAAGAAGGAUCCAACAGCAAGGUACAUCAAAGUCUCCUUGCAGUUUGAAGAAACAAGCAAGAUCUUGAAGGCACUGAAGGAAAAGAGAAGGCAUGGUGCUUUCAAGCAGAAUAUAAGUGCAGAUCAAAAUAAGCAGAAGGAGAACACCAACAAGUUUCAAAGUUGCAAAGCUGAGAUGGAGCUGUUGGAAUCGGGGAAAUAUGGCCCUUUGGAUCAGGAGCGUAUCGCCAAUGCAAAGCCUCGAAAAGCUCCGAAAGAGGAAAAAGAUACUAAGGAGAAAGAUCCUGAAGAGAAGAACGGAAAAGAGGAGGAAGAGAAGGAGCCAGAGAAAGAGGAGGAGGACCAAGCGUUGCCAUCGCUCUUUGAUGAGGCCGCCACCCUUGACGGCGGCACGACGGAAGCACCUCCUGUGCGCCGCUACAAUAUGGCUGGCUGGACAGGUCGAAAGCCCAAAGAGGCCUUGGAAGAUUUUGGAAAAAACAAGUGGGGGAAAAAGAAGGACGGCAUGCCCUAUGCAAAGUACGCCAAGUUGUCAGGUUCUGGUGGUUUCCGGCUUCGUGUCACUGUGCAGCUGCCCAAGAACGAACGGCGGCGCUUUGACCCCGAGGAGACGUGUGAAACAAAAGAAGAGGCAGAACAUCUUGCGGCGACUCUGGCGCUAAUGAAGCUCUCUCAGGAUUCUGAGAAGCCUGGUUUGCAGCGGGGCCUGCCUCCAGUGUAUCGGCAACGAUGGCAAGAAUGGGAUGAAAAGCUGCUGGCUGAACUCCAGGAACGCAAGAAGAGCUUGGUCAAGGACAAGAUCCUUUUCUUGGAACGUCUUCUGCGUACCAAGCCUACAAUGCUGCAGAGUAGCCUGGGACUAGGCACUGUCGAAAGUGCACAGCCUCUUUCAGGUCCCAAAGGCGAAGAUGAGUUGGCCCUACAGGAGAUGAGCAUCGAUGCUGCCGAAAGGAAGAACGAGAUUCGUUUCGAUACAGACUUGGAUGUUGCGGAGAAGCUAUCAAGAGCGGCAGCAGGCAUUGGAGCAGGAGGUCGAAUUCGACCAGUCCGGGUCCUGGAGACGGAGACGGAGACAGAACAUCGAAACGCGAAGACUGGUGAUCAGAGGCUUCAGCAGCAGCGGCAGCGUUUGCCGGUGGCCGAGUACAAGGAGCAAUUCCUCCGGGCAGUCUGCAGCUGA
Cladocopium goreaui is the source of this 2265-nucleotide messenger RNA. The record is from the annotation of a GenBank genome assembly. Lineage: Eukaryota; Dinophyceae; Suessiales; Symbiodiniaceae.